This is a messenger RNA of Onychostruthus taczanowskii (white-rumped snowfinch), 3070 nucleotides long. RefSeq names its product aldehyde dehydrogenase 1 family member L2 (gene ALDH1L2). Lineage: Eukaryota; Metazoa; Chordata; Aves; Passeriformes; Passeridae. The coding region runs from base 1 to 2907 and encodes 968 amino acids. The record is from RefSeq and is a predicted model, not a curated record. Gene Ontology annotation, cellular component: cytoplasm. Gene Ontology annotation, molecular function: formyltetrahydrofolate dehydrogenase activity; aldehyde dehydrogenase (NAD+) activity. The transcript has 22 exons. Gene Ontology annotation, biological process: biosynthetic process; one-carbon metabolic process; 10-formyltetrahydrofolate catabolic process.
AUGCAGGCGCUGGCCCGGCGCCAGCGGCAUCGGCGCGGGUUGCAUCAGACGAGGCGCUCCGCCACAGCCGCGGAGCCCGCUCGGAGCUGGCCGGGCGGCCGCAAGAUGCUGCGGACAGCACCCCGGCUGCUGCGGACCAUCUGCACCACGGCUGCGGCUUAUCAACAUAAGCUAAAGCUAGCCCUUAUAGGUCAAAGUAUUUUUGGACAAGAAGUUUAUAAAAAGCUAAGAAAAGAGGGGCAUAAAGUUGUGGGAGUAUUCACUGUGCCUGACAAGAAUGGACAAGCUGAUCCUUUGGCACUGGCAGCGGAGAAGGAUGGCACUCCUGUUUUUAAGUUCCCCAAGUGGAGAGCUAAAGGCAAGCCUAUCCAGGAAGUAGUUGCAGCCUACAAAUCAGUUGGAGCAGAGUUAAAUGUCCUUCCAUUCUGUACACAGUUUAUCCCCAUGGAUGUUAUUGACUGCCCAAAACAUGGCUCUAUUAUUUACCAUCCAUCCAUCCUACCACGCCACCGAGGAGCUUCUGCAAUCAACUGGACUUUAAUUCAAGGAGAUAAGAAAGCAGGAUUUACCAUUUUUUGGGCUGAUGAUGGUUUGGAUACUGGACCAAUACUUCUGCAGCGAGAAUGUGAUGUUGGCCAAAAUGAUACCGUGGAUGACCUAUAUAACCGGUUUCUCUUCCCAGAAGGAAUAAAAGCUAUGGUGGAAGCUGUACAUCUAAUUGCUGAUGGCAAGGCCCCUCGUAUACCUCAGCCUAAAGAAGGGGCAACAUAUGAAGGGAUCCAGAAAAAGGAAAAUGCAGAGAUCUCCUGGGACCAACCUGCAGCAGCUUUGCACAAUUGGAUUCGAGGGCAUGAUAAAGUGCCUGGAGCAUGGACAACAAUAAAUGGACAGGUGGUUACUUUUUAUGGAUCUUCAUUACUUGACGCUUCAGUGCCUGCUGGACAAGAGCUGACAAUAAAAGGUGCCUCAAGACCAGGACUUGUGACAAAGAAUGGUCUAGUAGUUUUUGGAAAUGAUGGCAAGAUGGUACUAGUGAGAAAUCUGCAGUUUGAGGAUGGCAAAAUGAUCCCUGCAUCUAAAUACUUCUCUGCUGAUGAAACAAUUGCCCUGGAACUUAGAGAAGAGGAGAAAAAGUUUGCAGAAGAUAUCAGAGCUAUUUGGAAGGGAAUUUUAAGCAAUGUUGCUGUGAUUGAGGAUUCCACAGACUUCUUCAAAUCUGGAGCAUCCUCUAUGCAUGUUGUCAGACUGCUAGAAGAGAUCAAACAGAAACAUCGUGGACUGCAGCUACAGAAUGAAGAUGUGUAUAUGGCCACUAAGUUUGCAGACUUUAUUCAGAUGGCUGUCAGAAAACUCAGAGGAGAAGACAAAGAAGAAGAGUUAGUCAUUGAUUAUGUUUCAAAAAAUAUGAACAACAUGACUGUGAAUAUGCCAUACCAAUGUUUCAUAAAUGGGAAAUUUGUAGAUGCUGAUGAUGGAAAAACAUAUGACACUAUAAAUCCAGCAGAUGGAUCAGUAAUAGCCAGUGUAUCUUCUGCUUCUCUGGCUGAUGUUGACAAGGCAGUGGCAGCAGCAAAGGAGGCUUUUGAAAAUGGUGAAUGGGGGAGGAUGAAUGCAAGGGAAAGAGGGCGACUCAUGUACAGACUUGCAGACCUGAUGGAAGAACAUCAAGAGGAGUUAGCGACAAUAGAGUCUAUUGACUCAGGAGCUGUCUACACUUUAGCUCUGAAGACUCAUAUUGGAAUGUCUGUGCAAACAUUCAGAUACUUUGCUGGAUGGUGUGACAAAAUUCAGGGUGCUACAAUUCCAAUUAACCAGGCCCGGCCAAACCAUAAUCUAACAUUCACCAAGAAAGAGCCAAUCGGUGUCUGUGCAAUUAUUAUCCCCUGGAAUUACCCACUGAUGAUGCUUGCAUGGAAGAGCGCAGCAUGCUUGGCUGCAGGCAAUACCCUUGUACUCAAACCAGCUCAGGUCACACCUCUGACUUCCUUGAAGUUUGCAGAACUCUCAGCUAAAGCUGGAUUUCCUAAGGGCGUUAUAAAUAUUCUGCCUGGUUCAGGUGGCUUAGUGGGACAGCACCUCUCCGAACAUCCAGAUGUCCGCAAAGUUGGAUUCACUGGUUCAACACCAACUGGUAAACAGAUCAUGAAGAGUGCAGCUGCUAACCUGAAGAAAGUUUCUCUGGAACUUGGUGGGAAAUCACCAUUGAUCAUAUUCAGUGACUGUGAACUUGACAGAGCUGUAAAAAUGGGUAUGGGAGCAGUGUAUUUCAACAAAGGAGAAAACUGCAUUGCAGCUGGCAGGCUGUUUGUGGAAGAAUCAAUUCAUGAUGAGUUUGUUAGAAAAGUGGUUGAAGAGAUAAAAAAGAUGAAAAUUGGUGAUCCACUUGACAGAGCUACAGAUCACGGUCCGCAAAAUCACAAGGCACAUUUGGAAAAGCUGCUGCAAUACUGUGAAACUGGAGUAAAAGAAGGAGCCACUCUAGUGUAUGGAGGAAGACAAGUACACAGACCAGGUUUCUUCAUGGAACCCACUGUAUUCACAGAUGUUGAAGACCAUAUGUAUAUCGCCCAGGAAGAAUCCUUUGGUCCUGUGAUGGUUAUAUCUAAAUUUAAAAAUGGGGAUGUCGAUGGAGUAUUGCGACGGGCAAAUGCCACAGAAUAUGGCUUAGCUUCAGGAGUUUUCACAAAAGAUAUAAACAAAGCUCUCUACAUCAGUGAAAAGCUAGAAGCUGGGACAGUUUUUAUUAACACUUACAAUAAAACUGAUGUGGCAGCGCCAUUUGGAGGAUUUAAGCUGUCUGGCUUUGGGAAAGAUUUAGGUAAGUUGUUUCCUUCCCUCCUUUAUUGUCUCAGCGUCUUAGUCAAUGAAAGAAUUACAAUCCUUAACCCAAUUCCUCUCCCUCCCUAAAUAUUCCCACUUCAAUACCUCCCAUUCAGCAUUUCCUGUAUAUUUGCUAAAUAACACAGAAUAUUCCUCUCCAACUACUCUGAGAGCAGACAAAUAAAUUACAGCUUUUUGUACAGGCUACAAAAGGCUGUCAAGUAACAAUGGUAUUGGCCAAAAUAUCCUU